Molecule: messenger RNA, 799 nt
Organism: Phaeodactylum tricornutum CCAP 1055/1
Lineage: Eukaryota; Bacillariophyta; Bacillariophyceae; Surirellales; Neidiaceae
Exons: 1
Coding region: 129-788 (219 amino acids)
Biological process (GO): phospholipid biosynthetic process
Cellular component (GO): membrane
Molecular function (GO): phosphotransferase activity, for other substituted phosphate groups
Source: RefSeq, a predicted model, not a curated record
GUCAAUCCAUCCCGUCACCAGAAGAGUUCUGGUGCAGCAUUCAAAAUGUUGGAUACUGUCUCUGCGUAAUCUGUAUUAGUUAACCCAGGGAGUUCGGGAGUCGUCAUUUUCCUUCCCUAUUGGCAAAAAUGGGGAUUCCUGUUGCUCUUUACGUUCCUAAUCUGCUUGGGUAUGCCCGAAUAAUGCUGGCCCUCGCCGGCCUUCACGCUUCUAUUCAGCAUCCAUGGACCGCAUUUUCUCUCUGGAUUUUAUCGGCUUCAUUGGACCUCAUCGAUGGUAUCCUUGCUCGAGCGCUUAAGCAAACAUCGAAAUUUGGAGUACUUUUGGACAUAGGUGCUGACAAUAUUUUAAGAUCGUGUGUUUGGGUUGCGGCGGCCGUGUCAAACCCGGCCUAUCUUAUUCCAUCUACAAUUAUUUUGUGCCUCGAGUGGUGUACCAUGCUAGCUACACAGCUACAUGCCGAAGCUCACAGAUCACACUGGAAGAAUGCCAGACAAAAAGAUCCCAUCUUUAUUCAGGCAUUCUUCGCCAAUAAUUUUCGAAACCCGCUCGGGCUACUUGGAAUUUACGGAUUAUUUGGAGGAAACAUACUGGCAUACGCAAGCUCACAUACAGAUUUAAGCGAAAAGCUCCCAUGUUUCGGGUUUUUCAAGUACUUGGCUUUUGCCGGCCGCGGGAUUGCUAUGGGGAUCGAGCUCUGGAUGUGUAGUGAUUACUUGUCUUUGGUACUCCGACAAGAUGCGGGAUUGGAAGAGGAUACUGGUCAGGGUCAUAAAAAGGUCUCUUGAAGAUGUUCUUC